Echinococcus granulosus is the source of this 774-nucleotide messenger RNA. RefSeq lists its product as hypothetical. The transcript is spliced from 6 exons. Lineage: Eukaryota; Metazoa; Platyhelminthes; Cestoda; Cyclophyllidea; Taeniidae. The record is from RefSeq and is a predicted model, not a curated record. The coding region runs from base 1 to 774 and encodes 257 amino acids.
AUGCCAGAUAGUCAGUCCCACAGUCUAUCAACAAUUUACCUACCUCAACUCCUUUACUUCACACUACAUCCUUUCAAUUCAUCACCCAUGUUGCAUCCUAAUGCAAUGCCAGUGAAAGGAAUGUUAAGAAAAAGGAAAGGGGGGAAGGCUAAAAGCGAAACACGUAAUAUCAACAGAAAAUGUGGUGCAUAUUCAUUGUGGAGGGUUCUGCAUUCCUCCAACCACUGUAAUGCACAGAAGUUGGUCCAGAACUACUUCCGUGGAAGAUUAAUUUCAAAUUUAUCUUUCACUUUGCCGAAUAAACAAACGCUGUUAAAGCAGCCCCAAUCCCUCAUCAAAAUUUGUAUGCUUCCACAAUCUUAUCUUCCUCCUAAACAUUUACAAAUCAGGUGGAAGGGGAAAACACAAAGAAAAAUCCUCAUGUUUGCAAUUAAAAAUACUCCCAUCACAAAAUGUCUCUUGAAUGCUCAUUGCGAUAACAGCAUGGAUUGGGAGGAAGAAGAAGGGACUAGAAUGUGGAUUGGGGGUGGAACUCAUUUAAAAGUGGCAGUUAUUGAGUCUCUAGAUGAUGUUCUCAUUGUCAUUUUCCUCCUUGGUGAUCCGUUGACAAGCAUUUCCCAUUUCUGUGGAACAAAAGCCUUGUUGGAAUUCACACUUACAACUGCAUUGUUUGCAAGAAGCACUACUUCUCAUUCUCCACCUUCGGGAACAGCCACUUGCUCUACUACUCAUUCAGUUGGACAGAUGAUCCCGUCUGCUAUACCAACGCAAUAA